AUGCUUGCACCCUUGUUCCAAGAGUAUUUGCAGUUCUAUUCUUGGUUGUUCGUUGCACAAGAAGCUACCUUCGAAGUUGCUCUGUGUGUGAAGGAAGCUCAGAAACAAUGUUUUCUUGAGGAAACAGAGCAUGAUUGUGGAUCUUUUCAAAAUGGUCUGGAUGAGAGUGAUUGGCUUGCUGAACUGACUGAGAUUGGAAUGCUUGAAAUAUUCGAAGAUGUUGGCCUCUCUACUGUUCAAACAACUUGUUCUUCUCAAGGAAUCAACACAACUAACUUGGAACAACGUUGA
Messenger RNA from Triticum turgidum subsp. durum (durum wheat), 291 nucleotides. Lineage: Eukaryota; Viridiplantae; Streptophyta; Magnoliopsida; Poales; Poaceae. The record is from the annotation of a GenBank genome assembly.